AUGGCAGCCCCUGAAGGCGCCGCCCACGGCAGUGCCUUCCGUACAACAUGGCCGCCUACAGAGAGCUCAUCGCCCCUCCCGCCCGGCCACCGGAAGUUUCCGUUUGAAACGGCGGCAGACCCGGUCUGCGGUACGGCAGUUAUUGCCGAGCAUCUUUUGAACCAGAGCGACGAGGCCUGCGGACAGGAGCAACAGGCGUCUGGGCCCCAGCCGUGCCGCCUCGUUACGAUGACCAGCGUGGUCAAGACAGUGUACACCAUGCAGCCCCACUCUGUGCUGAGCAGCGGCCUGUCCGCAGAUGCACAAACUCGAGCCACUUCUAAGAGCCUAUUACCUGUUAGGUCCAAAGAAGUCGAUGUUUCUCGACCUCACUCAGGAGAUUCAGAAAAUGAUGUUACAAAAAUCAUCAAACCAAGACGAGACAAUGGGCCCCUGAGAGCUACAGACACUGCCACCAGGAGGAACAUCAGGAAGAGCUAUAAGCCACUGAGUAAAGAGAAAUCAGAGGAAGAGCUCAAGGAUAAGAACCAGCUCUUAGAGGCUGUCAACAAGCAGUUGCACCAGAAGUUGAUUGAAACUCAGGGAGAGCUGAAGGACUUGACCCAAAAAGUGGAGCUGCUGGAGAAGUUUCAGGCCAGCUGUUUGGCAAUUUUGGAGAGCAAGGGCCUCAACCCAGCUGCUGUUAGAAACUUUGCAAGAUGAACUGAAGCUUUUUAAUGAAACAGCCAAAAAGCAGAUGGAGGAGUUACAGGACUUAAAGGUAAAGUUGAAGAUAAAAGAAGAAGAGAGGGCCCAGUUCCUAGAACAACAGACCUUAUGUAACAGUCAAAUAAAUGAUU
This is a messenger RNA of Mesoplodon densirostris (Blainville's beaked whale), 839 nucleotides long. RefSeq names its product kinetochore localized astrin (SPAG5) binding protein (gene KNSTRN). Gene Ontology annotation, cellular component: mitotic spindle; kinetochore; centriolar satellite. Lineage: Eukaryota; Metazoa; Chordata; Mammalia; Artiodactyla; Ziphiidae. The record is from RefSeq and is a predicted model, not a curated record. Gene Ontology annotation, biological process: mitotic sister chromatid segregation; regulation of attachment of spindle microtubules to kinetochore; spindle organization.